UGACCAGUACGCGGAUGCGCAGGCUGGUCUGGAUCCAUGCUGGUCACAAAGCCACUAUGUUGGGUUUCACGUGGCACGGCUCAAAUGCUAAUCACAUGGACUGCCGUGAAGUACUGUAACUCGUAAUUUACAACCACUUGUCCUCUUCAUAUGUAAACACAUAACAUUUGAUGCUCAUAAAAUUAGUAAACUGUCCUGAAAUGAUGACUAUAAAUCUAAGGAAACCAAAUCCACAUUCAUAUUUAAAGCUGUUGCCAAAUCUCUUAAUACUUUCUUCUUAUUUUUGAUAUUUUAGCGUUGGAAUUACAUGCGGUAAUUCUUUCUUUUUUUAUCGUGGCAAGGUAAAUUUGCUCAAUGAUGUACAUGACGACAAUUGUAAGUCUUACGCUGCUAGUUAUGGCUUAUCAUGUAGAGGCUUAUUCUGCCGGAGCACCUGAAGCUGCUUGUCAAACAAUGGUACCAGGUCACCAGGCGACUAGUUUAUCUUCUGAUCCAUUUUAUGUCAAUGUGUCCAGUGAUUAUUACUGUCCAGGUGAAGACAUACACAUUGACAUAGGGAUAUCUGCUGAAGGUAAUGCAGCAUUUCAAGGGUUUAAAGGUUUUCUGUGUAAAGCCAAUCUGAGUGGAAUACUUACAGAAUCAAUGCAUGAAGCGGGUACACUGACGGCAACUGUUCCAUACCAUAACGUUUGUUCUGAGUUCCCUUCAGUAACACAUGCAUCGAACACACUGAAAACAGAUUUACACCUCAUUUGGAGAAGUAGUAGUAGAGUAACGUCCACACAGAUGCAAGUAAAGAUCAAUUGCACGAUUGUAAUAGAUUUUUCAACCUACAAACUAGGCAUAACAACUCGUUGGAUUACACAAGGUCUACAACAGGAGUGUAAUGGUACAUCAGCUGCUGCACCGUCUUGUGCUGCGGGAUCAUACUACAAUCUCACGCAGCAGGCAUGCGUUUUGUGCCCAGCUGGGUAUUUCUGCCCGCCCAAUACAUGGACAUACGAAGAUUAUGCGUGCCUCGCAGGUUAUUAUUGUCCAACUGGCUCAAGCCUCCCUACCCAGGUUCCGUGUCCACCAGGGACAUACAGAGCAGACACGCUUGGAACCAGCAUUACAGACUGCCAUCUAUGUCCAUGUGGAAAGUAUUGCGACAUGAAUGCACUCUCUUCACCGACAGGAGACUGUAAUGAAGGUUAUUAUUGUAUUGAGGGUGCGGAGAGUGCAACGCCGACUGAUGGUAUAAGUGGGAAUUCCUGUUCAUCCGGAUAUAUCUGUCCCGCGGGUUCCUGUAAACAAACGGCAUGCAUAGAGGGAUACAACUGUACUUACGCAGAUCCUUGCCAUUGCUUCCCACCGAGCCCUCCGCAGAAUGGUAACGUGCAAAUCAUCUCCGUGAUGGGUGUGCAAGCUGUUUUCACGUGCGAUGUUGGCUACGAAUUCGCAUUUCCAGAUAUCCCAGAUGAGAGAAGCUACGGAAUAUAUUGCUGGUGCGGGGAAUGGAGGGGUUUUACGAAUGUUACAUGUGCACCAGUAGACUGUGGCGGAAAUGCUACACUGAACAACGGGUACAUAUAUUAUGGAGAUGGUACAACAUUUGGAGCAGCUUCCGUCUUCGUAUGUAACACCGGAUACAGGCUUAAUGGGCUCAGCAGUGCAGUAUGCAUGGCAAGUGGCCAGUGGAGUAGACCUAUUCCUGAGUGUGAGCUUGUUGAUUGCGGACUCCCCAGAUACACAGUUUAUGGGUUUAUAUCGGAUCCACCGGCAAACAGUAUAAUUGCCACAACAUUUAAUUCUGUAAUCACUUACGAAUGUAAUGAUGGGUUCCUACUUAAGGGUCACAAAAGUAGGCGUUGUCUAAGCUCUGGUGUUUGGAGUGGCCACAUACCCUUGUGUGUACAAGUGUUGGGGACAAAACCUGAGCCGUGUAUUAACGAUAUAGACGAUAGAGGCACAGUGUGGGAAAUAACUCCACCAGGAAUGGUAUCAACAAAGCCAUGUUUAGAUGGAUUUCAAGGAGUCAUAUCUAGAAACUGCACAGCGCUUGGACAAUGGUUGUUGCCUACCUAUAACUGUGUGCGGGAGACCCUCGAUGAAAUCACUAAACUGGUCGAGGGCGCUGCGGAAAAUCCAUCAGAAUCACUUGUAAGCACAAUUUUGACAAAUUUGUCCGAUGUUACGACUUCCGGUGCAGACGACAUAUUGUAUGAAGGAGAACUGCAGCUGGUCACUACGACGCUUGAAAAUAUAGUUGAUAUCAGUCAAAACAUAACCAUUGACGACAGCCAAACACAGAAUUUUAUAAGGACGGCUAGCAAUCUUGUGGACAAGAAGAAUGCAGACUCAUGGAAAUCAAUAAACCAGGCAAACGAGAUUAACAAUAUUACAGAAAACGGGCCUGCUGGGGUUCUAAGGGCAGUGGAUGGAUACAGUGAGGUUAUAGCUAACUCAACGACCAGUGCCAUUGAAAUAAAAGAACAAAAUAUAGUAUUUCGUGUCGCAAAUUAUACCAACAACGGAAUGGAAAACAUCAGAUUUCCCGUGCAAGCACUUGCUGAAGAGCUGCGAACAUCCUCUUUCUAUUUUCUGUCGAAUAUUUCACUUGAAGGUGUCAAGCAGUAUUCUUCGGUGUUUUACAAGAACUUGACAGAGAUAUUACCAACGUCUACAUCAAGGAGUUACAGCUCAUCUGAAAUCAACGGAGCAGUUUUGACACUUAAGCUGAUACCGUACAAAAACCACCUCGAAUCACCGCUAGAACUACAUUUUCAGCAUUUUAAUACCUUUUACAAGAACCCUGUGUGCAGCUACUGGAAUUUUGACAGUAAUGGUUGGGAUAACGAGGGUUGUACAGUGACUUCCACGAAUUCUGAAGAAACAAGUUGUAAAUGCAACCACCUCACAAACUUCGCUAUUCUCAUGAGUCCUUACAAACAGGAUGUUUCUAAGGCGUUAAACAUUGUAAGCAUCGUUGGCUGUAGUAUUUCUUUGAUUGGCUUGGUUUUGACGAUCGUAGUGCACGUCGCUUUUUGGAGGUAUGUAAAGUCUGAGCGUGUGAUCCUUAUUCUGUGUCUUUCAGCCGCUCUGAUAAUAUUCUACAUAAUUUUUAUUGCCGGAGUGGAGAGAACAGAAAAUGAGGCAAAUGUUACAUUUUUUAAACUAUAUUCUUUAAUCUGAAAUUUUAAUUUACUAAAUAUUAAUGCAUUUUGUAUUUUAUUUUAAAUGUACGUGAAACAUAAUGCUAUAAAUGAUGCAUUAUAUUAUUUUUUCUUUAAUAUACGCGAGGUAGUGCUAUAAAUUGUGAAUUACUUUU
Molecule: messenger RNA, 3310 nt
Organism: Mercenaria mercenaria
Lineage: Eukaryota; Metazoa; Mollusca; Bivalvia; Venerida; Veneridae
Product: sushi, von Willebrand factor type A, EGF and pentraxin domain-containing protein 1-like
Exons: 22
Coding region: 355-3174 (939 amino acids)
Biological process (GO): G protein-coupled receptor signaling pathway
Cellular component (GO): membrane
Molecular function (GO): G protein-coupled receptor activity
Source: RefSeq, a predicted model, not a curated record